Molecule: messenger RNA, 1714 nt
Organism: Arachis duranensis
Lineage: Eukaryota; Viridiplantae; Streptophyta; Magnoliopsida; Fabales; Fabaceae
Exons: 7
Coding region: 571-1152 (193 amino acids)
Biological process (GO): proteolysis
Molecular function (GO): cysteine-type peptidase activity
Source: RefSeq, a predicted model, not a curated record
GCUACAAAAAAAAUUGGGGGAGGGGGGCUAAAAAGGACUGAUCACGUAGGUCCAGCCCAAAACAAUUUGAGGAAAAAGAUCUCCCAAUGAGCAUAGAUGAUGAUGAGGAGAAUGAGCCUCUUGCUAAGAGGAUGUGCCGACUGUUUAACCAGGGAGUUGACCAACAAAAACCAAGUACCGAGCCCACCGAUGGCAACCUCAAUCAGGAUAACACUCCCCAUAAAACACCUAUCUCUAGAGUUUCCGAUGCAGGAACACUCUCCGUAGCAGUAAUGCAACAUCAAGAAUGGGAGUUCGACGGACAAUUUUCCUAAGCAAAACUAUUUCAUUUUGUGGUCUAUUUUACUUGUUAGUGAAUUAGGAACUGUAUCCAUAUAAAACUAACUUCUCUUUAACAUUGGUUGAGUUUCUUGCAGUAAUCCCAAUUUUCUGUCAAUGCGAGACCCCAAGAGUGAAAGAAUGUGGCAGUACUUUGAGCAACUGCAGAACACGAAGCCACUGCAGACUGUGAUGCCAACCACUCAGUCUUGCAUGACUCCUAGUCCACCGAGCUAGAAGAUUUCACUGGGCAUGACUCAGAUGGAAAAGAAGUCUACCCAAUGUACUUCUAUAAAGGUGCAUCCAUUGUUAAAGGGGCGAAAGCUGGACAAGGAUGAUGAGGAGCGAUUGCGACGAUGGGCUACUAAUGGUUUGUUGGAGAAAAGGCAGGUCGUGGCGUCGUAUGAAGGAAAGCAACAUCUAGUAUUGGUCCGAGAGGACAUCUGCACACUGCUACCCCAGCGCUGGGUCAACAGCAACAUUGUUCAGUGGAUGUGUUCAACCUUUAAUGUCUCAGAGUCAUUGCGGUUUAGGGAUGACUUCUACUGUAUUCCUCCAGAAAUUUUGUGGUUUGUCCUAGUCUGUAUCGAUCGUCAUUGGUGGCUGUUUGCCUUUGAGAUUGCUCAAAAAAGGCUGUGGGUGCUGGAUAGUAUGUAUUCAGGAGAGUAUAAUGAUGAUAGAUCAAACAUGCAUGCUUAUGUGGGGAAAAUCAUUGAAGACAUAGCUAAAGUGUUGAUGUCCGCAUAUGAGCCCACAGAGAACGACCUACCUCGUUUCUAUCCCAGCGUCCCAAAACAACAUAACGGCUGUGAUUGUGGUGUAUUUGGAGUUUAGAGAAACCCUUGCAGCUUUGGGACAAGGACGUUCUACAGGAGUUCCGGAAGAAAAUUAUACUAGACAUAGUGAUAGGUCCCCAUAAUUCACAAAUUGGGAAGGCACUGCGUGCCUUGGACAGCGAUCCUGUGCGCCGCAACCAGCCAAGAAAAAAGACUAAGGUUGUGAGAUCACCCUUCACAGCACCGAGCACGAAGAGCAUGCUGUAGCGUGCGGGGUUACCUACUAGAAAGCCAAGCAAGAGGGGAAGACAACGGAAGAAGACAGAUGCCUAGGUUUAUGAUUUCAUGUUGAUGAUGUUGUCAAGUUGCUAGUGACUUUAUCUAAAACCUUUAAGUGGAUGGUACUUCUGAUAGGCAUUAGGAUGUUUCUUUUCUUUGUAAACUGUAUAGCUCUGGAUCUGUUUUUCAAGUUAUCACAUGUUAGGCAUUUGAACAUGUGUGUACUUCAUUGAGAAGUGAAUGGCUCGUGUUUUAUUAGAUACUCCUCAGCAGGUUUCAUGUGUUAAGUAAUUCAGAAUUGUCAAGCAAUUAGUUCUCAAAUUGUGGAUGUCUCUAGUUCA